CGUCGCCCUCGGCGUCAGGACCGACGCCCCGCCUCCUCGCCACGGUUCCGGCAAUUGGUAUGGUCCGUGACGGUAUGGCUGCUGCACUUCGGCCUUCCUGUGGAGUUCUCCUGCAGGCCCUGCAGUUUUCGGCGUAUCCCGGGGUGGGAGGCUCCGGCUCUGCCUGCUACCGCUGCCCUCUCGGAGCUAAAAGAUACCUACUUACAGAUAACAUUGUGAAACUAAAAGAAUUUCAGCAUAAGAAAGUGGCUGUUGCGUGUAAUCUUCCUGGCACUAAAGAAACCUAUUUUAGAAACUUGGAAGAGAAACUCAUCCAGAACAAGCUCAUCUUGAAGGGGGAGUUGAUAACCUUACUUCAUUUGUGUGAGUCCCGGGACCAUGUGGAGCUGGCUAAAAAUGUCAUUUACAGGUACCAUGCAGAGAACAGAAAUAUCACUGUGGGGGAGUAUAAGUUCGGACCACUUUUCAUGAGGCUGUGUUACGAGUUGGAUCUUGAGGAAUCUGCAGUGGAGCUCAUGAAAGACCAGCAUUUGCAAGGUUUCUUCUCAGACUCCACAUCAUUCAACAUUUUGAUGGAUAUGUUAUUUAUCAAAGGCAAAUAUGAAAGUGCUUUGGAAGUAUUGAUAGAGAUGAAAAACCAAGAUGUGAAGUUCACCAUAGAUACCUAUGUUCUUGCUUUUGGAAUUUGCUACAAACUGAAUAGCCCUGAGUCUUUUAAAAUCUGUACUAUAUUAAGAGAAGAAGCCCUACUCAAAGGAGAAAUUCUCUCCAGGAGAGCAUCCUGUUUCGCUGUGGCAUUAGCUCUGAAUCAGAAUGAGGUGGCAAAAGCCAUGUCCAUUUUUUCUCAAAUCAUGGAUCCAGAAAGCAUAACCUGCACUAAUUUAAAUAUUAUACUCCAUAUCCAGUUAAAUAUGUUGGAAAACGUGAUAGAGAUACUAAAAAAUGCUACAGAAGGAAAUUUAUCAAAAUAUGUGAAGAGACAGGUGUUCUCAGAGGAAGUGCUGGCCAAAGUGAGGGAAAAAGUGAAGGAUGUGCCUGCCCUUGUGGCCAAAUUUGAUGAGCUCUAUGGGAAACUGCACGUCAGUGGCCAAGUCACCACUUAUUCUUUGGAUGCUGUGCUCUGCCACAUCCCCGGGGGCAGGAAGUCCCACAUGUUUCUAUUAAACAAGAGGAUGGUCAGCCGUCGCACCUUCCAGCCACUCGGCCAGUCCCUGUUGGCUGAGUAACCCUGGUUUCAGUCCAUCUAUGAAUCUGAAGGGCCUGCUUCUAGUGAGUUAUUGCCUUUCCUAAGAAGCCAGGCAUUGCACUUCAACAGACACAGUGCUGACACUUGGUCUCCUCCUGAAAUUCCCAAGUUCACUGAAUGGUGGCAUGCCAAUCUCUGAGAAUUUAUGUUGCACCACUGUGAAGGUCUAGAUGCAAGCUUAGCUCCCUCAGAAAGGCUCUUCCCUUGUGCACUGCUGAGGAUUCUUGAAGGAACAUGGUCAGUCUCUAGUCCAGCUUCCGGCACCAGAGUGGAACCCAGUAAGCACCAUCAGGAAUUAAUUUCACUACAAGUGUGGUCAACUCUGAUUUUCAAGGGAGUAGUUACUUGCAAAUUACAUCCUUGCUGAAUUCUACCAUGUUAGAAAACAGCCCAGGAUUUUCUCAUUGUUCUGCCAUCAUAUAUGUCUAUGACUUGAGCCCUCAUUUUUCCAUCUGCAAAACAAUAAUGCCUAUGUGUAUUUGCAUACAGAUUUGAAAUCUUCAAGUUUCAGUAGGAUCCGAUGUUCUCAAAAAUAAAUAAGGUUCAUAAGCAAACUUGAUGGGAUUGUGGUGGGUCUGUCUUCUCAGCAGCACAAACAAAACCAGAAUUUAGCCUUUAGAACUGCUAAGUAAGCUAAAUUUAAAUGAUUACUGUUUUGAUCAUGGGCAAGCCAUGUGCUUUUCAAAAUAAGUGCCACUAAAAGCCACAUAAUGCUUAGGUUACUAUGUGGAUAAUAAAUCGUCCUACAGUUUAUCUUAUAUGUUAAUGAUUUUUCUCUCUUGAAUGCGAUAUUUUUAAAAAUAUAGCAUGAGAGCAGUUCAAAGGUGCUUCAUACUUAUGAUGGUCUAAAAUACAGUAUGUGCUGAAUUUUA
This is a messenger RNA of Cebus imitator (Panamanian white-faced capuchin), 2118 nucleotides long. RefSeq names its product pentatricopeptide repeat domain 2 (gene PTCD2). Gene Ontology annotation, biological process: mitochondrion organization; regulation of mRNA processing; multicellular organism development. The record is from RefSeq and is a predicted model, not a curated record. Gene Ontology annotation, cellular component: mitochondrion. Gene Ontology annotation, molecular function: RNA binding; protein binding. The transcript is spliced from 10 exons. Lineage: Eukaryota; Metazoa; Chordata; Mammalia; Primates; Cebidae. The coding region runs from base 60 to 1226 and encodes 388 amino acids.